Messenger RNA from Eremothecium cymbalariae DBVPG#7215, 336 nucleotides. RefSeq names its product Bli1p (gene BLI1). The coding region runs from base 1 to 336 and encodes 111 amino acids. The transcript has a single exon. The record is from RefSeq and is a predicted model, not a curated record. NCBI's taxonomy places the organism in Eukaryota, Fungi, Ascomycota, Saccharomycetes, Saccharomycetales, Saccharomycetaceae.
AUGAAAGAGAAGAUUUUAAGGCAUCAUCUAGACAAGUGCGUAGAUUAUACCCAGGAGCAUGUGGACCUGGAAAGUGCAAGAGCCAUUUCUAGCUUUGGAGUUGAUACAAAUGCGAAUUAUGAGUGGCUUUACGAACUGAACAGUCGUUAUCCAACAAGAAAAAUAGAGGAGAUUCGUACCUAUCAACUAUUGAAGACAGAUUAUAUGAAAAAGCUAGAUAAUCUUGAUGGACGGAUUACUUAUUUUGAAAACCUGGCAAAAGAGCUUGAUGAAUUCCAGAAUGAAGUAAAUAUUAAAAUGCAGCGUAUAAAGCGGAGUACAUACAACGAUGAUUAA